Rhagoletis zephyria (snowberry fruit fly) is the source of this 4316-nucleotide messenger RNA. RefSeq lists its product as uncharacterized. The record is from RefSeq and is a predicted model, not a curated record. Gene Ontology annotation, cellular component: extracellular region. Lineage: Eukaryota; Metazoa; Arthropoda; Insecta; Diptera; Tephritidae. Gene Ontology annotation, molecular function: chitin binding.
AUAAGCAACUGAACAUUUUUUCAAGCCAAAUGGCAGUUGGCCAAUUGUUGGCCAAUUUAGUCUGCGUUUGAGCAGCACUGCGUACGGUACACAUUAUUUGAGCGGUGUUUAGGUUUCCAGUGAAUUGCUUAACAAGAAAUGAUAAUACAAUUUAAUAAAAUCGUUAAUAUAAAGAAAAAAACAGAAAAAUGCUUGUUAACAGUGUGGAGAAGUGUUAAAUAAAAUUCUCACAAAAAUACAAAAACACAGUGCAAUAACCAGUCAAGUGAAACGAAUAGCUGCUAAAAGCAACAACAGGAAGGGAUUUAGGAGAAAAGCAAGCAAUACCAGCAGUAGCAACGAAAGACUGAAGUAGCGAACUUGGAUUUGAAAUACUCAUACCGUAUCUACAAAAGGGUGCUGCUCAUUUGAAAAAAAUUUCAGACAUCAAACUACAGACAUGAAAAGAGCCAGGCGAUGGCAGCUCAUAACGGCGUCUCUGUUUAUGCUGGUCACAAAUACAGUAGCAGUGGCGCCGUUCAAAAAAGUUUCAAUUGCCACAACAUCUGCGACGUCGACAACAACAACUAACACAACAACGGAAGCGCCCAGCAGUGAGACAAAUUCGGAUAACUCAUCGGGCACAACGAAAAAUCCCAAGUUGACUGGCAUCCCACAAAUCGACUACAUCUGGGAUCCAAACCUUCCACGCGAGCUGAGAGGUUAUAACCUUUCGAGCUACCCAUUUUUCUCAACUGUACCGCCUGAGGACGACAUUCACUUCAAAUGUGAUGGUCUGCAUGAUGGCUUCUACGCUUCCAUUGAACAUAAAUGUCAGGUAUAUCAUCACUGUGUCUAUGGCAUCCGACACGAUUUCCUCUGUGCCAAUUUUACGGCAUUCGAUCAGCGAACUUUUAUUUGUCACUUCGUUUCCGAUGUCGAUUGCGAGGGUUCAAAAAAUUAUUGGAACAGAAAUGAUGAUCUUUAUAUGGCUACGACAACAACAACGACGUCUACAACCACUACAGAACCACCACCAACUCCACGCAGACGGCUGGUAAGACCGUUGAGACCAUUGCGGCGUCCGAUAAAUCGUCGGCCGAUAGAUGAUUAUUACUAUGAUGAUGAGGAAGAAACAGUAGCUGCUUAUGAAGAUGAUUACUAUGAAGAGCGCUUGAAUCGUCGUCGCAAACCCAGACCACGGCAACGAAAACCAGCACCUGAGUAUGAAGAAGACUACAGCGACGAUAAGCCAAGGCGUCACAAUCCCCGUGAUCGUUUCCGUGAUGAUGAGGAACUAGAAGAUGAGUAUGAUUCUGAUCGGCGCAAAUAUGACCGACCUAAUACACGGCACAAACCGGCUGACCGGCGCAAGAGUGGAAGUCGUAAAACUACUCCGACUGCUGGACGUUUAGGUGGUGAUGAGCGUCGCAGUUUCAACGAUGAUCGCGCCCAGUCGGGUCGAAAAGACAAAGCGCGUAUUACUCCGUCUUCAGAUUCAAUCGAAGCUUCAGAUUCACCUCCACGUCGUCUUACUGGAAGACGUCGCAUUAAUGAAAAACGACCAUCCCCAUCCGGUGUUGAUGAAAUAGAUGAAUACGAAAAACCCCAAGUGCAUGCACCAGAUCAAGAGGAGGCUGCUGAGGAAGAAGCGCCUCCUAAAGUUAAGACUACGCCCAAGCCAUUAGAGGAAUUUAUAACGCCCAAGGCCGGUAGUGGCUCCGUUUACGCACGUCCACGUGCACCCCCACGAAUUGCACGCCCUGUUCCACUUAACGAGAAGAAGAAGUUCCAGUAUCCUGUACAGAAAACAGGCACCACAACCAGGCCUGAAAUUACGCAUGCGGUUGAUGCCGAUUACUAUGAAGAUGAGGCCUACGAUGAUAUGCAUUCACAACGCGCCCACCCACGAAGGCGUGUUGUCGAAAGUAAGUUUGAUGACGAAGAAGAAGUACCUAGCUCGAGAAGGCGUAAUCAAAAUGACACGCCUUUAAUCAAGAAACCUUCACGAACAACCAUUCGUCGCCCAACAACUGAGAAGAAGCAUGUGGCAAUCGCAGAAGAGGAUGAUUAUGAUAGUAGCAGUGGGAUAUCUGAUGAGCCUGUGGAUAGUCACACUAGCAGCCGUCGACGACCUUUCACCACUCGCAACCGUGGCUCUUUUGGUCCCCCCGUUGGCCGCGGUACUGACGAUGUAGACUUUGUGGAUGAUGACUACGAAGAGCGACCACUGCGUCCGGUUCAUAGGCUGCGGCCAAAAGUGGCAGCUCGUAAGGGAACCAAGAAGCCGCGUCGCCCAAUAGAAGAAGAUGUAUAUGAACAAGAACCUGAACCCCAACCACUGAGUCGCCCUAACGCCAAUCGCCCUAGGGCAAAAAUCAACACCCGUUCGCGGCAAUCCUCAACUACGACGACAUCAACAACGGCCGGUCCACACGAGGAUGAGGAAGAUGUAGAGCCAGAGGAAGUGGGGGAAGAACCAUCGGUACCCGCCGCACUAAGCAGGGGCUCUGUCCACGCACAUUCAGGACGCACAGCAACGGUACGUGUUGUCAAGCGACCAUUCUUGCCUUCUCGCGGUGGCAGUCCCUAUCUACCACGUGGCCUACAACCGGUUGGUGUGGCUCUUAAACCACUCAGCACACACACAACGGACAGCACUCCCCUCGACAUGGGAUCCACAAUAUCAGGUGUGCGCCUCCUCGAGCAUGGUGCACCGAUAUUGCGUGAUUCUGGCAGCGGUUCAGCCCCCACAUCAGUUCAUUCAUAUCUACAUGACUCAAAUGUCUAUGACCGGGAAAGGGAAAGUGAAUUGCAAACAGCACAGAUCCAUCGCACCACCUUGCCACCGCGAAGUGCAUUACCAAUGUUACAGGCUCGGCCAGAACCACAACCCAAAAUCACUUUGGACGAGCUCUACGAAAACGACUAUGACGUCACAUUAAACGACGCACUCAACCCGACGCUUAAACCGCUUACGCCGCAUCACAGCAAUCAUCCAAAUCACAAUAGCGCUUUCGAGAAUGCAUAUGCUUCAGAUCCGGGCGUCAGUACAUUUGUCAAUAACAAUAAGUCACCAAAACUUUUUCACAAUAACAACAAUCAAUACCAACAACAGCAACAUCAAAAUAAGCAUCAGCAAAAUUCCUAUCAAACUAAACCGCAAACCUCGCUUAGUCAAUCCCAAACUCAUUUUGAAUCACAUCAAACAUCAAAAUCAUUGCAAUCUCAAAUGCACCAUCAAACCGAACAUUUACUCGCACAACAAACAAGACAGCAACAACAACCACAAUCACAACAGCAACAACAACAAAGCUCUUAUAAAGACUACAAUAGUGAUGAUUCAUAUUUUUCACCAACAGAUAUCCGACGGCGCGCGGUCGUUGCAGCGCCACAACCGUAUUCCAGUCGAACGGACUACAGGGGCGUCGGUAUGAGAAUAGCCCAGCAUUUCUAUGAUGAUUUGGAAUACUAAAGGUCUCUGUAAAAUGUAAAUAGGUGUAUUUGAAAACAGCCACACUUCCCAGCAGCACACACACAAACACACAGCACACGCAGGUCCGCUUGAUAACAACAGGCAUGUAUGUAUAUUUCACAUCCGAACACAUCAGGAGAUAGUUCCAGAAAUUGUGUAUUAAAGAAAACACUACAUUCACGGCAUUAUUCAAAAAGUAAAACAUAGAUAAGAAAUUAAAGGAAAGUAAAGUGGAGCUUGCAGAUUGGACAAGAAGUAAAGUAUGUGUGCAAUGUUAAGUUUUAGUUUAAAAUAUCAGAAAGUUAAGCUAAAAGUUUAUAAUAUUGAAAUACUCAAUUUUCGUGAUAGCAAAAGACAAAAGACAGAAUUCUUUUAAUUUUGUCAUUAAAUAAAAUGAUUUUUUGUGUAUACAGUUUCUUUAAUUUUUAUUUUUAUUAUUACUAUCAAGGCGAAUUUAUAAAUUAUAUAUGAAUUCGCCUUGACUAUUAUGGUACCCAGUAAAUCCAUUCAAAGUUGUAUGGUUUCCUAGCGAUUUCGACUAGUUUUGUUUUCCGGAUUAUCUUAUUACGUAAUGUAUACUUUGUAAAUUAUUUUGUACAAUUAUAACACAUUGGAAAACGCUAUUUUAAACGUAUUUUAAGCUUAAAAUACUACAUUCCGAGAGUUACAAAUUACAAGCAUUGCCUUGUGUACACUAAUUAUUUUAAAAUUAAUAUUCUAUGUUGAGAAUUUCUAAAUUACAUGGUGAAAUUUUAACAAUAAGAAACUAAUGUUAACAUAUAUGUAUGUACACGCAUUGCGCUGAUGAAAAGGCGAAAUGUAUUAAAAAGCAAUAAAUAAAAAUAAUGAUAUCUAUGUAUAA